AUGGGGGAAGCGGCCCUGAAUUGUAUCCGCCAGGUUCCCGGCGCCACCGAGCUGGUGACGCAUUGGCACUGCGUUACUGCGUCGGUGGAGCAGGUGCAGGAAUGGGGGCGGCACCUCCCAAACCUGUACCUGGGGGUGACGGCUCUGUCCCUCAGAGCCGAAGCCACUCGUCGUGCCUUGAGAGAGCACGACCCCAGCAGACUGUUGCUGGAGUCUGAUGCUGCCUACCUGGUACCCUCUGGGGCAGGGGAGGGGCCCAACACCCCUUGGCCCCUGGGGCACGUGCUUCGUGAGUUGGCCUCACUGAGGGGGGAGGAUCCGGGCCAGCUGGCGAUUGUCCUCAAUGACAACGCCAGGCGGGUCUAUCCCUUCCAGAAGCACGUGCUACAUGAGUCCAAGGACAAGCGACCUCCUCUGAGGGAAAGCGUGUUUGAGGAAGUAACCGUUAGGAUAUCUGGACACGGAUGUAUAAUAACGAAACAUUCUACAGAUGCAGACUGUACCGGUCUGGGACUGACAUCAAUCCCUAGGGAUCUUCCUCCUACCUUGGUCCAUCUCGAUGUAUCUCACAACCCAAUCAGAGUAUUACGGAAUGGAUCCUUUAAACAUCUCAUCCACCUAGAUGCAUUAUUCCUAGAAGACUGUUCAUUGACAGAAUUGGAGCCUCAAGCAUUUGACUCUUCAAAGAUAGAUAUGAAGCCUACAUGGAUAUUCCUCUUAUCGAUGUUUGCUGCCAAUAACAUCACCAGAACAUAUGGACACAGAUUAUACUCCCUAUCCACUCACCUGGGUACUAGAAUAAACAAUUUUACUUUACCCCAAUCAUUAAAGGUGAUUAAUAUAUCCUAUUUUACAGCCCAAAAUAUAGAUAUAGACGAUACUUUCUUGAUAGAAAACAAUCGUUUAAAAGUUCUAGAUAUCACAGGUACGAAACUGGACAAUUCAUGUAGACAGGUCCUUAAAGGAUUGUAUAAAUUAAAACACCUCAAUGUGUCACGUUUACAAUGUUCUUCUUUGUCAAAGGAUUUUUUCCGUAAUUACACUAGUUUGGAGGAACUCGUGUUCAGGAGUUCUCACCUUGAUGUCGGCCUCACUGAUGAGGUUUCCAUGGACCUAUUGAGUGGUCUAUCACUAUUGAAAUACGUAGAUUUUUCUGGAAACAAGUUGACGAACUUGCAAGACAACGUUUUCACUUCUCAAAGAGACGUUCUCAAAAGUCUAACACUUGCUGAUAAUCGGUUAACCGGUGUUCCUAACAACAUCAAAUAUCUUACGAAUCUUUCAGUUCUUGAUCUAACAUCGAAUGUAAUAUCAUCAUUGGGGGAACAUGAACGUUUGAUGUUGGAAACUCAUCGUACAAAAGUUCCUAACUUCCGAGUUUUACUGAAGGGAAAUCCUUUUGAAUGUAGUUGUCAAACUGUCAACUUUAUCGAGUGGAUAUAUACAACAAAACUUGCCCUGGAUGAUCCGAACAACUACAUGUGUACCGACCGGAGUGGUGUUAAUAUGAAGAUCGUAUCCAUUUAUAACAAAUUAUCUACAUUUAGGGAGACAUGCGUAGACAGGACAUGGCUUAUUUUCUCAAUAUGUGCGUCAAUCUUGUUUGUUCUCGUGUUGGUUACCGUCGCGGUGGGAUACCGUUACAGAGUUUCCAUUAACUACUGCUGCCUGGUGAUCCGCAGACGAUACCGAGGAUAUCACAAUAUAGAAGGGGACACAACUCAAUAUAAAUACGAUGCUUUUGUAUCCUACAAUUUUGAGGACUACAAAUUUGUUUGUAAUGAUUUAAUGGAUCAUGUCGAGAGGGAGAUGAAUCUGAAAUUGUGUUUACACCAUCGCGACUUUACACCAGCUGUCGACAUAACUGACAAUAUAAUGGAUGCUAUCAGUGAGAGUAAAUGGAUUAUCAUCGUCAUUACAAAGAGUUUUCUGUCUAGCACGUGGGGCCAGUUUGAAAUAGAAAUGUCCAGGAGACAUAUGUUUCAGAGAAACAGCUCCAACUUGAUCGUGAUCAUGCUUGAUGACAUAGACAAAGUUAAAAUGCCGAGGAAGUUAUUCAGAAUAUAUAACCAGAUCACGUGCUUAGAACAUCCUGGGCGAAAUACAUACUUACAAUGGAAGGACAGUGAUUAUGAUGUUGGAGAUGAUCACUUAUUCUGGGUCUAUUUGCAAAACACGUUAUUGUCCUAGAGAAUGUUCUUAACUGGUAACACAAUCAAUAAGUAUGUUACAUGUGUAUUAUUCAAAUGGCAAUAAAGUAUUGUAUAUGGUAUCUUAAUCCUCCAUUUAGUGAAACUCGUUUAAGUAUUUUAAUAGGAUGUUUUAUAUUAAGCUUAUAAGCACAAAGUUACUCAGUUUUUGAAGAAAUGGAGAUGUGAAUGAAGCAUAAAAUUGUCUAAAGAGAGACACAGAGGGAGUCAAACCUUUGACUUCAAUUUACAAGACUGGCGUU
Molecule: messenger RNA, 2452 nt
Organism: Pecten maximus
Lineage: Eukaryota; Metazoa; Mollusca; Bivalvia; Pectinida; Pectinidae
Product: toll-like receptor 4
Exons: 5
Coding region: 1-2190 (729 amino acids)
Biological process (GO): immune response; toll-like receptor signaling pathway; inflammatory response
Cellular component (GO): membrane
Molecular function (GO): protein binding; hydrolase activity, acting on ester bonds; transmembrane signaling receptor activity
Source: RefSeq, a predicted model, not a curated record